This is a messenger RNA of Prorocentrum cordatum, 942 nucleotides long. NCBI's taxonomy places the organism in Eukaryota, Dinophyceae, Prorocentrales, Prorocentraceae. The record is from the annotation of a GenBank genome assembly.
AUGGCCACCCCUUCGCCAGGCGAGGCCGCGCCGCAUGCGAGCCCUGGCGAGGCCGCAGCGCGAGUGGGGGCCCCGACGCUGGAGGAGCCGCCGACGAAGAUGCCGAGGUGCCAGCGGGGGAUGCCGAGCUUUGACCCGAGCGCGGUCGCGGACUCGGAGGGCCUGGAGCGCGCCGACCCCAUUGUCCUGGCCACCAGGAAGAUGCUUGAUGGGAUGGUGUGCGAUGACCGCGAAGAGCUCAAGGCCCGAUUGCUCAGCAUGGGCGUUGUGCCCGUGGCCAGUGGCUGCAGCGGCUCCAACGUGGCCACCGUCUGCUGCGAGCUCGCGUGCGUGCACAUCGGGGCGGGCGGUGUCUACGACGUGUAUGCUUGCGAGAAGGACGAGGCGAAACAGCUCUUCUUGAUGGCCGUCGAGAAGAGUCUCAAGGCUACCAGGCGGGAGGAGUGCGCCGGCGAGGGCACUGGCAUGCACGUCUACGCCGAUGUCGCGGAUCUGGGGGGCCUCAAUGCUAAGUGCGUGGCUCAUGGCGGCCGCUGCACCGUGCCCGACGGCAACAGGGGGCCGCUGUUGGAGUUCUGGGGCUUUUCGUGCAAGAACUUCAGCCGCAUGUUCAAUUGCGAGAACAAGGGGGAUCUGCUCAUGCACAUUCUGAAGGAGGGGAAAGGAUCCUCUGGCGAAACUUUCCAGUCCAUGCUUCGCAGCAUGCGCGAGCACCCCGUGUUCGCGGCGAUCAUCGAGAACACUGAGGACCUCAUCAGCGAGAAGCACCUGCAGGACUUGGUCGACGGCUUCGACAGCAUCGGCAUGGUCGUGGCGACGGACAAGUUCUCUUCGGUCGAGUUCGGCGUCCCCCAGCGGAGGGUCCGCGUCUUCGGCGUGGCCUUGAACGUCGCCAUGUGCAACUUGCCGAAGCAGCAGGCGCGCGCGCUGGCGAACCGGAUG